UAUUUAUGGCUAGUGCAAAAUAUACCACAUGGAUUCAUCGCUUUCAACUUCACUCUGGUCGAAAAAAUUAUCUCGUCUAAUAAUUAGAGAGCUUGCAGCGCACUCUACCCAAGUUUGCUCUCUUUAAUCGAAAUUUGUCAGAAUUUUCACAUUGAAAAUCAUCUCCAGACGACAAUGAACGCGGAAAAAUUGAAGAAACUGCAGGCAGAGGUCCGCAUCGGCGGCAAGGGCAUGCCCCGUCGUAAGAAGAAGAUUGUGCACACGAACUCGGCUGUGGAUGACAAAAAGCUGCAGUUGUCACUGAAGAAGCUCGGCGUGAACACCAUCCCUGGAAUUGAAGAGGUCAAUAUGAUCAAGAAUGAUGGAACGGUGAUCCACUUUAACAACCCGAAGACACAGGCUUCUCUGGCCACCAACACAUUCGCCAUCACCGGUCACAGUGAAUCGAAGCAGAUCACGGACAUGCUUCCGAGUAUCAUCACUCAGCUGGGACCGGAAGGACUCAACCAGCUUAAGAAGCUAGCGAGCGCGGCGGUGGCCGAGGAUGACGACGAUGUGCCGGAGUUGACCGAAAACUUUGAGGAAGCCUCCAAGCAGGAGGUGGAAAACAUUACACAGAAAGUGCAGGAAAUCCCAGUUUCAUAAAUUGACUUCCCUCCUCCAGCCUUGCUUCUCUGUGCGCCUCUUCGCCCUGUUUCUAACAUUAGUCGCUCCCAUCCCAAAACAACAAAAGCAAAUGAUAAGGAUGUGUUUUUCUUUGUGCGUGUGCUGGUUCAGCGCUGGAAAAGUUCUGCUCGACAAAAUCACACAUCUUUGCAAAGUCGGCCAUCAGCAGCAAUUUCAAGGUUGGAUUCAUUCCAAUCGAUCAGCAGCAGCCAUUACCGGGAUCUGGCGUACCAAUCGAGUUCAGUGAGCAGUCAACGAAACUCUGUGUCGCCGGGGUCAGUCUGGUCAUCGCAGUCCCGCCGAUCGAUUGGAAGUGGGAAAAUCCAUAGCAAAACCAUCUGCAAAACACUCUGUGGCUUGUAAAUAACAAAGAGUAAAAUUCAAGAAGAUCAAGAUACCAACAGCAAAAAGCAGAAGAUAACUUCGUUAUAAAACACAUUUUAAUAAACAAAAAUUGAAUAAAAAGUAGAUGUAAGGACACAUAAGGAAUCCAA
Armigeres subalbatus is the source of this 1160-nucleotide messenger RNA. RefSeq names its product transcription factor BTF3 homolog 4-like. The transcript is spliced from 2 exons. Bases 175 to 645 code for a protein of 156 amino acids. Lineage: Eukaryota; Metazoa; Arthropoda; Insecta; Diptera; Culicidae. Gene Ontology annotation, cellular component: cytosol; nascent polypeptide-associated complex. The record is from RefSeq and is a predicted model, not a curated record.